AUGGCGGCGCGCCACCCCUACCUCCUCAGCCUCCCGCCAGAGGAGCUGCGGGCCGCGGUGAAACAGUUCCGGCGGCUGCUGCUGGAGCACGGUGGCAGCGACCCAGACGCGCUCGCGCAGGCUGCGCCCCUGCUGCUGGAGCCGGGGGUCAUGGCCGGCGUGCUGGGGGAGGUGCACCGGCAGCUGGGCGGCCGCAGCCCGCCCGGCCAGCUGCUGCAGCGCGCACCGCACCUGGCGCUCAGCUGCCAGGUCUGUGGCCGCGCUGGCGCCCUGGGGGCGUGCAUGCUUCGUUUUGCAGAGUGCUGGGCUGCGGGCUGA
Monoraphidium neglectum is the source of this 318-nucleotide messenger RNA. RefSeq lists its product as hypothetical. The transcript is spliced from 3 exons. The coding region runs from base 1 to 318 and encodes 105 amino acids. NCBI's taxonomy places the organism in Eukaryota, Viridiplantae, Chlorophyta, Chlorophyceae, Sphaeropleales, Selenastraceae. The record is from RefSeq and is a predicted model, not a curated record.